Aspergillus affinis is the source of this 906-nucleotide messenger RNA. RefSeq lists its product as uncharacterized. NCBI's taxonomy places the organism in Eukaryota, Fungi, Ascomycota, Eurotiomycetes, Eurotiales, Aspergillaceae. Bases 1 to 906 code for a protein of 301 amino acids. The transcript has a single exon. The record is from RefSeq and is a predicted model, not a curated record.
AUGUACUGUCAAUCAAUCACCACGGCACGAAGAGAAAAAGAAACUAAACUGAAGGUGCUUCAGGACCUGCUUGGACCAGAUGUUGACCCGACGAGAUGGCCCUUGGAGAAACUCAACAUUUUUCCAAAUCCUCAUAUAUCCUACUGGAAUUCAUUUGAGGAAUACACACGCAGAUUGGAAUCCGCACUCACUCGACAGGCGCUUGAAGAGGAGGCCACAUAUCUCAUGAUAUGGGCUAAAUACGCCCGUCCGUGGACUGAUGCCAAACUGCCGGCAAUGUUGAUCCGAAUAAACAAAGACUCGGAUGCAUGGGUUGUGAUGAGGGACUGGAUCCUUAAGUACUCAACUUCAGUGAGCAAACAUGAAGGAAUAUGGUGUAACAGCGGGAAAAUCGGUCCGUUAGACGAGAUGCACGCACUUUUCGAAUACAACGGGCGCCAGUUUACCGUUCUGGCCACAUUGAUCAAAAUUAGAAUGUUCCUGGAUCUGCAGGCUGUUAAUGAGGCGCGACAUCCAGUCGGCAGGAACCUUCCGCAGGAGCUGCUGGCAAUCGUCCUGUCGUAUGUUCCUUACACCGACAUCAUAGCGAAGAAGCAAGACCUCGCCUAUCGCGACCAUCAGCUAAACAUUCUCCGCCUGCAACGGCACAUUAGAUAUUUGUUCAAGAGGACACAAGAUGAAUGCGGUGACACCUGGUAUUACAUUCUCCGCGGCUGCCUUCCUGGAGUCCCCACCUGCAACUGUAUAGCAUCGAGAUUGAUUCAGGGAGAGACGUGCAUUUGGGACAACUGGACCAAGUUCCUUCUUCGUGGACCAUGGUUAGAAAGUCCAGGAGCAUUGGAUUACUUAGAAGAACUGAUGACCCCAUCAAGCAUUGCCAGUCAGCUAAGAAAUCAACGUACUUAA